UUUAGUGCCCUAAUCAAUAAACCGUUAGACAGAGAAUGCUCUUCGCCAUCAAAAGCGUCGUAGCCAUGAGCUCGGUCGCUGCUCCGUCUUGUGUUUUCUCCGUAGAUCGAAAGUCAUGCCCAGCAAGAGAGAAGGCGGCGAUGUCGGUUACGGUUCCAUUUCCAGUGAGAGUGAAAGCUUCAUGGGAUACACAACCAAGAACUAUUCCCAAUCCCAAUCACAGCAGCUUUUCGAAGAACAAAAACCCUAACGUGCUCCAUCAAUCUAUUCCUCAAAGUGGAAUAACAAUCUCAACCACUACAACCAAAGAACUUUCAGCUUCGGAGCUUCUAGGCUUGAACAGACGCUCCCCUUCCCAAGGGAAAUCAGAAGAAUUAUAUCUGGGUUACGAGAGAUGGUUGCCGGCUGCACCAGAAGUGAAAAAGCCUAGAUCCAUCUAUAAUGCGGCGACGUUAGCAUAUAUCGGGGAUUCUGUUUAUGAGCUAUUUGCUCGAAGGCAUUUUCUGUUUCCUCCACAAAAUAUUGAGGAAUACAAUGCUCGCGUGAUGGCGGUAGUACGUUGUGAAGCACAGGAUGCCUUGCUCAAGAAACUACUUGGUGAUGACUUCCUAUUGGAAGAAGAAAGGGAUGUUCUACGGUGGGGGAAAAAUAUAGUUUCAGGUAAAACACGGACAACUAAGCGUGCUGGUGUAGCGGUGUAUAACAGAGCGUCAUCAUUGGAAACACUGAUUGGCUAUCUCUACUUGACUAACAUAAAACGCUUGGAGGAACUCAUGCUAAAGUUGGGGUUCUCAACUGGUGCUUCUACCCAACUGAUCCUGGAGAAGACAAAAAGCACUGUGUGAAGCUGUGAUUCAGUUUCAGGUAUGGUAGAUGCACUAUCCCUUCAAGGCACCGUUCUCCAGCCCGUUGUAUCCUAUGCAGGCCAAGGAACAAAAGCAAGUGCACACCUUUUGUGCUCUUUGGUGAAACCAACAUGCAAUGCGGAUUGAAUGAAGGGAAAGUAGAACAAGAGAGAGCGAGAGAGUUUCAAAGCUCGUGACAACUUAGAAUGCUCUCCUUUAACCAUCAAGGACCAGCAGGUAAUUGUAAUGAAGUGUAUAUAUAAUCAACAGUGAUUUUUCCAUCAAGGACCCUAAUUUCUGGGCUAUUACCUUAAUUUCCAUAUUGAAAUCCAUAAUUUCAUCUUAA
This is a messenger RNA of Macadamia integrifolia, 1191 nucleotides long. RefSeq lists its product as uncharacterized. NCBI's taxonomy places the organism in Eukaryota, Viridiplantae, Streptophyta, Magnoliopsida, Proteales, Proteaceae. Bases 36 to 845 code for a protein of 269 amino acids. The record is from RefSeq and is a predicted model, not a curated record. Gene Ontology annotation, molecular function: ribonuclease III activity. The transcript is spliced from 7 exons. Gene Ontology annotation, biological process: RNA processing.